GUGUUUUUGACACAUUCUUCAUUCUCAUCAAAACAAUUGACUCUUUCCCCCCUCGGAUCAAUCUCUAUAAGAGUGUUCCGUCAGGGCUCGUCGUUCUCAUUGCGAUCCGGCACUCUGAAUCCGGUGGAGUUCCUCAUAGUGUUGUCUUUUUUUCCUCCUCUCUCUGUGGGCUUGUUGCUGUUCCCAAAGUCACUUCGGAACUUCGGAACUUCAAAGCACUUCAACAGUACAUCAAGGUACUCAUUGGAGAUUGUCCGGCCAACCUAAGGUAUGGGCUCGUUGUGCGACACCCGUAUGUAGUAGAUCCCUUCGGUUCAAGAGGAGUAACAAAAACGGGAAGCGAAAACUUUCAAGAACACAACAGCUCUCCGACUCAAGUAUUUCAACUAUUUUUUGCUCCAAGCAAACAAUCACGCGCAGAUCCCUCCUGCCUUCCUUUUCAAUCAGUCCCCGAAGGAUAGACGAAACGGACGAACAACCAAACGGUGGACGGAGGGACCAAGAGUCUUGGCCAGGAUUUCCCGUCGCUCCAUCCAACAAAUAUCGCGAGCCUUGAAGGACAACCAACCAUCGCACACUGCACAUCUGUCUCGAAAUAGAGGAGAGAAGAAGGCCCUGCUUUUUGCUGGUCCUUCGUGUGUUUGUGCAUGAGCCCGAGAGAGAAACAGAGAAACAGAGAAAGAGAGUAGGCAGGCAGGCAGGCAGGCAGGCAAGAACGAAAACUAGCCCAAGGAAGCAUUGUCAUCCAAGUCUUGUCUCCGACGGUGGGCCUGGCUAUAAAAAAGGCUGAAGAAGCACAAGAAGGAUUUCUUUUCCGGAGGGAAAACAGCGGAGCGGAAACCCAUUCGCGAGGAAGCUCGAUUUCGGAGGUCAAUCAACCCAUUGGGCUGUUCAAAUCGGACACGCUCUCAACUUCGAUAUCGUGCCCUACUAAGAUCCCGAUCAACCCGAGGGACAAACCCAGCCAGCCAUACUCUUCAUCAUUUUUCAAGGGCCUUCAAAUUCCAAUUAGCCUUUUUAUUAUCUCGAGAAGAGGAACCGAUUAGACAAAGCCUCUCUUCCUAGUACAACCACUAGUACACGCUACACGCAUCACCCGCGUCGCCCUCUGACUUGGAAGUGGAUAAAGGCUCAAACGACAAGUCUGGAGAUCGAAGGCUGACACCCGAUCUGACUCAAUUACCCAGGAUCAUCGUACCAAAAGCCAUUGGCAUCAGCGGGAGAGCUGUUGGGAGCAUUACCGUCGUUGUUGGCGGGAGCACGAGAACCACUAGCACGACGACGAAGGUUGAUCUCGCUUUUCAAUACCGUACUGUACGUGUGGCACAGGGGACUACUACAAAACGGGACCAUCAUUACCAGGCGACAUCUCGUUUCUCGAUGGUGGAUGUGCACCAUCAAGUCUGAACGAACGGAACCAAUCGAGGCAUCCACGCCAAGCAGGCCAAACACAGCCAGUCCACCAGUCUACCAGCCAUCCAGCCAUCCAGCCGCAAACACCACCGAUGACCUAGAAAAACAAAAUUUGGAGAAACACACUCACAAAAAGGAUCAUUAUAAUCUUUGUUUUGCUUUUUUGUUUGGAGGGUGACAGUCCAAGCCAGCUGUGGGACCGGUUGAUCAUGGGAACUCUCCCAGCUUGAUAUUGGAGGCACGUAUUGACAUUACCUCUUCUUUGCUUGUCGUUCGUUGCCUUCCUCCUCGUUGUCGUUGUGUCCAAACCAAACCAAACAACCAAAACGAGGGUCAAGGAGCCCUCGAAAUGCAAUUGAGUAAGACCAUUGCCCAAGAACUUUUGUUAGGCCUUCUUUGUCCUUGGUGAACAAACACAGAACACACCACUCACAAAUAGGCAGAGCGAGGAAUGUCAUCUCAUCUGGAUAGAACAUACCUAUGAAAGCUGUGUAGUCAGUCGUCUUCUGCAGCUCCCACGUGGUUCUCUGCCUCAUUUCCUCCCCACUUGACUAGACCUCGUAGACCUCGUAGACCUCGGGCAGAAUCGUAACUUGGAAAGUGGGAAGUGGUAUUGCGCUGACUUAGUCGUCAGACGCAACUAACUCACAGGGCCCUAAGGCCUAAAAAAAGGAGGCUAACCACAAGAUCAACAUCGCCCACCCCAGUCAGCCGUCAACGGGUUGGAUUUUCUGUGUGUCGGUCGUGGGCUGUGCCACUCUACUCACUCCCUGUCCAUUAACUACCUACCCACUUCCACUGGCCCAAUUGGGUGAGUGUGUGAGUGUGUGUAAGUCUCGUGGCCAGACGAAAGUGCAAUCAUUACCAAAGUUUUCUUUCACCGUGCUCAUCUUGGACCAUGGCACAACAAACCCCGAACUCUUUUGAUGCCCGCUCGUGGAUCGACGAGUUGAGGCCAAGGUCCUCGGGCGUGAUAGCAAGUUUCAAAUUGUUUCAAUCUUGAGGAGGAAGAGACCAACUUUUUCCGCUGAGAGCCACCGCGAGACACGGCAAGACACAGCAAGACACCACCCAAGUCCUGCUUUACUCAGAAAGACGAGGGAACUCCUCGUGGACCAUCUCUUUGGAGUGGUGGGCUCUAACGCCUUUGGCGACCCCCGACCUGCUGGACUGAGUUUUGAUUACUUUGGACGACAGCCCGGGCUAAGGAUCUUGUGUCGAAUUAUUAGAUUAGGGUCAGUUGAAGGAUCAACGGCACAAGCCGAAAAUGACCUCAUUAGCGUCCUCGCAAUCGAUGGCAGAUGCUAGUGCCACUAAAGUCAACACGCGCUGGAUUACGCCCAUCUCUACUCCCGACAGCUUGGGACAGGCGUCGAGUAACACUUCGAAUGCCAAUGGAGAGGUCAUGAGAUCAGAUGACGAAGCCACAGUGGAGGCCAUAAACUAUGUGGCGUACGGGAUCAUUGCCAACAUAAUCGUGGGCGUGGGGAUCAUUGGGAACAUCCUGAAUCUGAUCGUCUUGACCCGGCCCAAGCUGAAAGGCGUCAUGUAUGUGUACCUGCUGGGACUGGCCGUGUCCAACCUUUGCGUGCUCAUCAUCGCCAUCCCGGCCCUCAUGGACAUUGCCGGGAAUAUCAACAGCCAGAACUUCAUCACAGCCUUCUUUCAGUCUCACAUGGAGAUUCCGCUCUUGAACAGCUUCAUGGCCUCGUCGGUGUAUAUCAUCAUUUGCAUGACAGUCAAUCGAUACAUUUCGAUCUACAAGCCCACUCAUUUUCAAAGAAUUCACACUUUCAAGAAUGCAUAUCUUGCCAUAUUCUUCUCAUUCCUGGGCGGCGUGGUCCUUCACAUUCCUCUGGCCUUCGAGCACCAAGUCUUGGAACAAUGUGAGGUGCUCCCUUCGCCCUCAGCCGUACUUAACGGGGACGGUACCCAAGGGGAUACGCUUAAUGAGGAUGUCCCUGCAGUGCCAAGGGUUUGCAUUUACUUACCCAAAACCAAUGACAGCAUUGUUAACCACGCUCUAUUCCGAGUGUACUUGUGGAUCAGCGAGUCCUUGCUCCGUUUCGGUCCCAUCAUCACACUUACCAUUCUCAAUAUUCUGAUCAUCGUGCGAUUCCAUCGAAUCGCCAUGAAACGGGAGGUGCUCAAGGGCGGGCACACCAAACAGAGUCACCGAGGCUCGAACGGGGGAACCAACCCGCCCCCCUCGCCCUUCACCAACGGCAGCCACGCCAACUUGAGCUCGAAUGGGGGCCGCCUUAGCGUUUGCACGACCACGGCCAAUGGUCGCCUCUCCAUUCCCAACGGGACCAUUCCGAUCACGGACGACCGGACCACCUCCUUCGCCUACGGCCAAGAGGUGACCAUGACCACCACCUGCACUCAGAUCACGGCCAGUAGCGCGUCUCGAGCCAACACCCCGUUGCCCAUCGGGUCGAACGGGAACUCGCCCAGUCGAACGCCCAUCAUUCGAGGCACGCCCUGUCGCCACUCGAGCAAGCGCCGCGGUCUGCACAACCCCGAGGAGCGCAUGCUAGUGGUUGUACUCAUUGCCAUUGUCAUUCUCUUCGUGGUUUGCACCACCCCUGCUGCAUUUCUUUCGAUACUCGUCACGGAUCAGCUCAAGCGGACCGUGUGGUUCUCAGUAUUCCGGGCAUGUGCCAAUAACCUGGAACUCUUAUGUUUCGCAUUGAACUUCUUCGUGUACUGUUUGUGUAGUGCGGAUAUUCGCCGAGCCUUUGUGGACGUGCUCUUCGAGAACGUGGUGGUCAAGUAUGUGCGACGAAGGUCGACCUUCAAAGCUAAUGGCAUUGAAAUGGCCACCAUUAACGCCAUCCAAGGAGCGGAUAAUGUGUAGCAGACUACUAGCACCCUCCCCAAGGGCAAUCGGGUGUGCCCGUGUUGCUUCUCAAUGACAAUUGGCAAACAACCACACAUGAUGUUGGGCCCAACAUCAUCCAUCGGCAUCAGCCUCUGCGUGACUUCCUCAAGAAGAUGACCUCGGCGCUGCCGUCCUAAUGGCGGCACCCCGAGCCUUGUUCAUUUCGAUGAUCCGUUUCGGAUGGCUCACAUAUCUGUUCCCCAAAUCGAUCCCAUCGGUCAAUUGUCUGGCCUCUCAUCCUCGAUAUAUCGUUCUAGGAAGAGCCUUCCCUUUGAUUAUCGUCCGGCCGCACACUAGGGCUGAAGCUGAGGCUGUCGACCUCUAUCAUGUGCACCACUUGUUUGUUUAGUCCGUCGUCAGUGUGGUCGUCAGUGUAGUCGUCGUCAUCGGUCGGUUUGGCCCGCUCUCUAAUAACGCUGACAGAUCAAUCACCUUCUUUUCCUACCCUUAGUCCCUCACCUUCACUGAGGAGGCAGUCCAUUCAGCAGGGCGGUCUUCAAAAGAAUUUUCAUCUCCUGGUCAAAAGUGAUGCCGUCGCUCUUUCAUCCUUGUCUGAUUUUCGGUGUCUGUGCCUUCUGACAGACUGACUGACCGACUGACUGUCUCUGUAGCGAUUCAUCAAACGUUAACCGACUCUCUAGGACAACUUUAUUUGCUCUAAGGAGGAGGAGGAACAAAGUGGCAAAAUAGGGACCUGAUCAAGAAGAGUCGAGGGACAGCCUAGGUGAAUACAGUACCAAUUGCGACAUUAAUGAUAAAGGUCGUGGGGAUGUUCAUUUCUUGUGGAGCCCCGAAAAGAAAGUUUCUUCAGCAGAUCUUUCAGAAGAAAUUAGUACGCAUGCACGAGAGCAGAAAAACGUUGACAAGAUGAGACACGGCUUUGGUUUCCCUUGCCCAUGUCCUGCUAAUGUCCCCGGGGUUCAAAGAUAUUCCCGCUUUUUUAUCAUCUCGUAUAGUUUAUUGAUUCGCUGCUCCGAAAUGUGUUGUAACAUAACGUAUAUAGACCAAACGAAAGAACCAUAGGUGUAAAUCUCGUCACUCGGAUAGGAUCUUCCACAUACGUAUUUGUGGACGCCAAAUCACUUCUUCGAUCGAGUCUUGUGAAUCAUCGAUUCAUACUAAGUGACAAACGAACAGCUUAACGCGGCGUUUGGAACCAAUCUGGAACAUCCCACAGACAACAUACUCCAAACAUUUAUGUAAUAUAUUCAUAACAUGAUUUAUUUUGUACAAACCAAUUGGAAUCCGCAGUUGUUGACAGUUUUUUAAUCAUUGGAUCUCGAUCUGUUGUUGACUCCCACCCACCCCCAAAAAUGUUCCCAGUCAUGAUGGAAACACCGGAAAAAAGACGACAAAAGCCACUCGAAACAUCACGUACCUUGAAAACACCAUACCAUGUAGAAGACACGCCUCAACGAGAUUGACCAACAUUCAUUCAGUUUUUGUAUCCAAAUUGUUCCAUUCAUUCCUUUCUCCGUUUGUCAUGAACUCAAAUCACUUGAUCGCCCAGUUUGCUCGUGUCAUUUUCUCUUCGAUUUGUGGUUUGUGAAAUAAAACAUGUUCCCCACUCCUCAAAA
Messenger RNA from Tigriopus californicus, 5874 nucleotides. Its product is annotated as probable G-protein coupled receptor B0563.6. The record is from RefSeq and is a predicted model, not a curated record. Gene Ontology annotation, cellular component: membrane. Gene Ontology annotation, molecular function: G protein-coupled receptor activity. The transcript is spliced from 2 exons. NCBI's taxonomy places the organism in Eukaryota, Metazoa, Arthropoda, Copepoda, Harpacticoida, Harpacticidae. The coding region runs from base 2681 to 4273 and encodes 530 amino acids. Gene Ontology annotation, biological process: G protein-coupled receptor signaling pathway.